This is a messenger RNA of Funneliformis mosseae, 1305 nucleotides long. Lineage: Eukaryota; Fungi; Glomeromycota; Glomeromycetes; Glomerales; Glomeraceae. The record is from the annotation of a GenBank genome assembly.
AUGGAAAUCUCUGACAAAAUUCGAAUCGUUGUAGUGGGAGAUCCUGGUGUGGGGAAAACGAGUCUAGUUCAUAUACUUUGUCAUAAUGAAGUUUUAAGGAAUCCUUCAUAUACAAUUGGUUGCGCGGUUGACGUAAAGAUUCAUGUUCAUACUCGUGCACAUAAAUCAUAUUUCGUAGAAUUUAUUGACGUUGGAGGGUCUUCCAAGCAUAAGUCUUCACGUAACAUGUUUUAUCAUCAGAUAAACGGCAUCAUAUUAGUACAUGAUGUUAGUAAUAGAAAAUCAUAUUAUAAUUUAUGGAAUUGGAUUUCCGAAAUCAUUGAAUCUGAAGGUUAUAAGGAAGUUGAAAGGUCAAGUAGUUUGGGGUCCAGUUGGAAUGGCAAUGGCAGCGGUUGUUGGGGUCCCUCGAGUGGAGGUGGAUCCAGUGGUUGGAUGAGUGGAAGUGGAAGUGGAACGUUGACCGCAAAUAUUAAUGGAAGUACAAAUGGAUUAUCUUCCAACUCUUAUAAUGGUUAUAAGAAAAACGAAGAAUUUAAACUGUCCUUAAGUGAACGAUCUUUGAAUAUACCACUUCUAGUGGUUGGAACUAAAGCGGACCUUGUUAAACAUGAGCUAACAGGACGGCAACGACGAUAUAGUAUAAUCGAUGAAUUUGGUGGUGACUGUGUAAAUUUAUGCGCCGUAGCUCCUACACAAUUCGCACAAAAUUCCAUAGCUGUGGAUAAGGUUAAUUCAUUUUUUGAUCUAGUCAUAGAUAAAAAAUAUGGAAUUACUUUAGAUUAUUUACCAAGCCCAACGUUGGGAACCUUUGCAGCUUCAUCAUCAACCUCUUUAUCAACGGGAGGGAUCAUCACAAACAGAGAAGAUCGAAGGCGUGGAUUACAAAAUGUUGUAGUAUCGGGAGGCAAUUCAUCAAGUCAUAGCAUAAUAAAUGGAUUACCAAGUCCUGGAUUACCUCCCACUUAUGUUGCGCAAAAUAGUGUUAAUACGAAUAGAUUAGGGGUUAAUGUAACGAAGGAUUUCUCUCCAAGAAAGCAAAGUUGGAAUGGGUUCAGAAAUCCCGCAACAUAUUCACAUCAGCCUAUAACGAAUGAUGAUAUAGGAAAUAAUAAAUUAUUAAGGCCCACAUCAAAUAAUUCAAGAGAAUAUUUAAAUAUCAAGUCAUUAAAAACUUCUAAUUCUUCAUCGAAUUUACGAGAAAUUUCAUCAUCAUUGUCAUCAUCUGGUUCAUUAUUACGAUCAAGUUCUGCUUCAAAUUUACGUGAAAGUGUAGAAAUUGUUGGAAGGAUUAACAGAAAUGACUAA